AGUCCUUGCCUUUGACGAGACGACGCUUUGGAAUCCAAUUCGACUCCUCGUUUCUUCAAGCCAUUAACUGAUCUAAUUCUCUCUCUAAUUACUUCUCCAAUAUCCUAGAAUCAAGAUAUUAAUAUUUCAUUAUAAAAGAUGCAGAGCCACACCCCAAAUGACCACAAUUCUUCUUCAGUUAUGCCCUCUGUCUUUGAUUCUCAGUCCUUCACAAUAUCACGAGUCACGAGUCACGACAUGGAAUUGGAGGAGAACAAUGUACAAGAAGUUCCAGCUUCAUCCCAAAAUCCUAAGCCCAAUGACACUCAAGAUCAACAACGCGCACAACCAAAUGUUGAGGUUGCAGGAACAACAGAUGGGCAGGUUGUUGGAGCAACAAAUGGACAGGGUGUUGCAGCAACAGAUAAGCAGGUUGCUGAAGCAACAGAUGCUGAGGCUGCUAGAACAAGAGAUGAAAGUGGUGUUGAAAAUACAAACAAAAGAUUAACAUCUGAAGUUUGGAUACAUUUCAAAAAGCAAAGGAUCGAUGGUGUUGAUAAGGCUGUAUGCAACUACUGUAAGAAAAAAUUAAGUGGAGUAAGCAAGAAUGGAACAACACACUUGCAUGAACAUUACAAAAAAUGCAUGUCAAAAAACAAUCAAGACAUAAGACAAUUAAUCUGGAAUCCACGCCAAGAAAAAAAGAUGGACCUGUUUCACUUGCUGCACACACUUUUGAUCAGAUUGUUUCAAGGGAAGAACUUGCAAAAAUGAUCAUUCUUCAUGAGUAUCCACUUAACAUGGUGCAACAUGUUGGGUUUAGAAGUUUUGUUAACUCUGUUAACCCAUUAUUUAAACCUGUUUGUCGAACUACCAUUACAAGUGAUAUAAAAGGCAUUUUUGAAAGAGAAAAGACGAAACUGAAAAAGCUUUUAAACUCUAACCAAGGUAGAGUUGCAGUGACAACUGAUAUGUGGACAGCCUCUAACCAAAAAAGAGGUUAUAUGGUUGUCACUGCACAUUAUAUUGAUGAAUCAUGGAAUUUGUGCAAUAAAAUUUUAAGGUUUAUGUAUGUUCCAGCCCCUCAUAAUGCUAAAACACUAGCUUAAGAACUAAUGGGGUGUUUGGUUUCAUGGUCCAUUAACUGCAAGUUAUCUACCUUGACUUUAGAUAACUGCAGUGUUAAUUUUUCUAUGAUGGACAAAAUGAAAGAAAAGUUAAGACAUGACAAACUUCUUUUGAAAGGGGAAUUACUUCACAUGAAAUGUUGUGCGCACAUAUUGAACUUAAUUGUUCAACAAGGAUUAGGUGCAAUUCAAAGUGAAGUAGAGUCUAUUCGUGAGAGUGUUGUUUAUUGGACCGCAACUCCAAAAAGAGUGGAAAAUUUUGAGGAUGCGAAGGAUGGAUUGUCUCUUUCAAGUAAGAGAAAGUUAGUUUUAGAUUGUAAAACUAGAUGGAAUUCCACUUAUCUAAUGCUUGCGAGUGUGAUUCCAUAUAAAGAAGUUUUCAAUCGCCUUGUACACAAAGAUAAAAGCUACAAGCAAGCACCUAGUGAUCAAGAUUGGCAUUUAGCACAAGUGAUGUGUGAGAAGCUCAAACUCUUUUAUAGUGUGAUUGAAAUGUUUUAAGGGGUCAAAUAUCCCACCGCUAAUCUUUUUUUUCCAAAGAUUUGUGAGAUCCGAAUGUUGCUUCAAGAGUGUCUUAUAUCACCUUAUGUGGAGAUCAAGUUGAUGGCUGCUAAUAUGAUUGCGAAGUUUGACCAAUAUUGGUCUCUCAUUCAUGGAGUAUUAGCAAUAGCCACUAUUUUGGACCCACGAUUCAAGAUGAAGUUGAUUGAGUAUUAUUUUCCCAAAAUUUAUGGUGAUGUGUCCCCACAAGAAGUUGAGAGAAUUAGGAAGUUAACUUACGAAUUGGUAAGAGAAUACAAGCCAUAUGAUGCCAAAGAAACCCAAUCUUCUUUGAAUAAUUCUGAAUUUGGCUUGGAUAUUGAUGAUUGUGGAGAUCCUUUGGUUGGUUUUGAUUUAUUCGUGAGUACCACAUCAACAAUUGAUACUUACAAAUCUGAGUUAGAUUAUUAUUUAGAGGAGAAUGUUUUGCCAAGGAUCGGGGAUUUCGAUAUUUUAGCAUGGUGGAAGGCUAAUGGUCUAAAAUAUCCAACCUUGCAACGAGUUGUUAUAGAUGUUUUGGCUAUACCGGUGUCUACAGUUGCUUCCGAAUCAGCAUUUAGUACCAGUGGAAGACAUGUCACUCCACAUCGUAAUAGACUUCAUCCGGAUACAUUGGAAGCGUUGAUUUGUGUACAAGAUUGGUUAUGGGAUGAAAAAUUAGGUGCACAUUCUAAUAAAGAAAAACAUUUUGCAAAGUUUGAAGUUAUAAAAGAUGAUGAAGCUGGUCCAAUCUUUGUGGAUUUUGAUAUUUAGUUCAUGAAAAAUUGUUGUUUUUUAUUUUAGUUAUUUAACAAACAUGAGGAUGUCCCUUAUCUUAUUUUUAUUACUAUUUCGUGUUUGAGAAUGAAGUAUGAAUUGUUGAAUGUUUUAGUUAUCAAUUAUUAUUUUGUCUUUUUUAUAUUAAA
Messenger RNA from Lactuca sativa (garden lettuce), 2551 nucleotides. Its product is annotated as zinc finger BED domain-containing protein RICESLEEPER 2. NCBI's taxonomy places the organism in Eukaryota, Viridiplantae, Streptophyta, Magnoliopsida, Asterales, Asteraceae. Gene Ontology annotation, molecular function: protein dimerization activity; DNA binding. The record is from RefSeq and is a predicted model, not a curated record.